Molecule: messenger RNA, 3140 nt
Organism: Anopheles bellator
Lineage: Eukaryota; Metazoa; Arthropoda; Insecta; Diptera; Culicidae
Exons: 2
Coding region: 421-2949 (842 amino acids)
Molecular function (GO): protein binding
Source: RefSeq, a predicted model, not a curated record
UCCACAGUUUUUGUCAUGUUUCGGGUCGUCUGAAGUGCGAGCAAAGUGAACAACGCACAUUUAUCUCUGCGUUUGGUGUUGAGACUUCAUUCCUGGGUGCGUUGAUUGAGCAUAGACGACCGAAGUCCAUUCAGGCAUAGGAGUAAGGUAGGAGGUGCACUCAGCAAAGUGGGCGAUUUUGUGUUUGUGCGAUUGGCGCUGGCAAAAGGUGCUUGAUACUCGCCCACUACGGUGAUAAAUGAUGCCCACAGUGUACGUUCGGGGCAAGUGUGAGAAAGAACAUAUUGCGACUGGUGCGUAAAAUUGCGUCAAACCACUCCUACGCGUAGCAUAAAUCGGUUAGGGAAGAAGUGGAACAGCGCGGCUCCGCACGAACGCACACAUAUACAUAAUACAGCCCUCACGAAUCCCGUGAUUAGGAUGGAAUCUGUAAAGAACGACGAAGUUGCUGGUGAAUCACUGGCGAACGAAGAAAGCUCUACUGUUCCGGCGGAAGAUGGCGGCGGACAUGGUCGGAAACGAAAAUUGUCACUAACCGAAGAUUCGAACGGUGCGGAGCCUCCGAACGCCAAACAACAAUUGCUUUCGGAGGCAGAAGCAAGCAGCAGCAGCGGCGACAAUGGAGACGAAGACCGUGAAACCUCAUCGCCGGAAGCGCCCGGCGUUAAUCUGCUCGACUUGAGCGAUGAAAUAUUGCUACUGAUUUUCCAGCACCUAGACGGUAACAGCCUGCUGCCGCUGUCGUACUCCUGUAACCGGUUGCAGCGCCUCGUUGGCGAUAAAACGCUCUGGAUCGUGGCGGAUUACACGACAGCGGGUUUGAGUUCGCACGAAGUUCAGCAGCGCGUGUGGCAGCUACAGCCGGUCACGAAGACGCUCAAGCUGCGCGGAUUGACCCGUGUUUAUCCGGAAGUUCGUUGGAACGCCUCCACACUGACGCCAGUGAUCCUCGAGACGAUCACGCUGCUUUGCCCAUUGCUGGAGCGACUCGAGCUAACCGAAGCGUAUCUGGACAUGAACGAAAUCAGUAUUCUCAUGUUCCCGCGCACGCUGCGCAAGCUCGUGCUACGGAGGUGCGCCGUUUCGGCGCAGUAUCCCCAAGAAAACUUUCUCGUGCCACAUCCUCAGAUCAGCUCGUUUCUGUCCAACAUCCAGCAUCUGGUGCGGCUGGAGGAACUCACGAUCGAGUACUGCGCUUGGUUUGAUACGCACGAUCUUAUGGCCCUUUCGAAGCUGCCCAACUUACGUUACCUCAGCCUGAAGGGAUGCGUUAACAUUAAGGACAGCGUCCCAUACGCCAGUCUGGCCACUAGGUUCGGAUUCAAAAAGCUGCAGGUUCUGGAUCUCCGCGACACGCCAAUUUCGGACUCGGACGUGAGCUGUUUCAACACCGUCCAUUCGUUGCGCGAACUUCUUCUCGAGUGUCCGGAGCAUCUGCGCACCGAGCGCGGUCUGCACGAGUACAAUGAAGCCGAGCGGCAGCGCGCGGAGCAGCUGCACCGUUUGGCGGUGCCUGACAUAAUACAUCACAAUGAUGGGAAUCCUCAACCUGCGGGAGCGGCCGCCGCCGGAGAGGGUGGUGCGGCUGGCGAAGCUGCAGGAGGGGCCGGAGGACCGCCACCGCCUUUGCCUCCUCCUCGGCUUGGCUUCGAAAUUCGGUUGAUCAAUGGCGAUCAGGACGUGGUGGUUCACAACUAUCGCAAUUUCGCCCGUCGAUCACCGCCUCCUGCUCGGGUUUUUCACAUUUUCGCAGACGCAGAGAUGAAUCAACCACAAGCCGGCCAAGCUGGGGCACAAGCCCCACCACCCCCACCGCCACCUCUUGCGGCAGUCGCAGCAGCAGCAGCAGCCGCAGCCGGAGCAGCUGCUGCAGCGGGCGGAGCAGCGCCGCCGGCUCCAGCUGCUGAAGUUCAGGAAAACAACAAUAAUAAUAAUAACAAUGUCAACAACAAUAACAAUAAUAACGUCGAUCGUCAGCAUAUUGUUCGCAUUAUCAAUCGCGAUCUGUUGCUGCAGCGGCCCGAACAAUUGGAGCUAGAGAAUCCGAGGCGUUUUCUGCGACGUCCGCUCGAACGGCAGAUUCACGCCGCGUACCAACAAAUUUUCAACGCUGGAAACAAUGCCAACUUGCACCGCCCUUGGGCACCACCUGAUCCUCCCGUGCGACAGGAGCGACAGCCCCCGGCAGUGGUUCUGGCACCGGUCGCACAGGCCCCAGCACCCGACGCAGGAGCGGCAGCUGCAAAUGUUGCAGACCAAGCGGCGGCUGAACCUCCACCAAUUAACUUGCAUCUGCGUAUCAAUGCCGUUGGCCACCGUAGAGUGAUAAACCGAAUCCGCCACAAUCCGGCGCCGGCAAAUGGGAAUGGCCAGGCGGCGGACCCUGUGCAGCCACCACAGCAACCACAGCCGCAACAACAACCGCAGGCCGGUCGCCCGUUUCAGCCACAAGCCCAUCCUCCGGGACCGCAGCGCAUCGUACCGCAUGUGAUCAUCAUGCCUGGGUUGGACAACAUUCAGGACUUCAUACAUCGGCAUGGCAAUGGAAACCACCAUCAGCUUUUCGUCAACCUUGGUAUGGGACAACAGCCCGCUAAUUACGUGUCGCUCGUAAGCGAUCGCAGCAUCUGCGCGUACGGUGUGUCUCGGAACGAUGCCGUCAUCGGCCGCCUCGUGCCAAAUCUGACCGGUCUGGAGCGACUGUCGGUGCGCAACUACAAGCUAGUCACCGACAUUUCUUUGGAACAUCUGGAAUCGGCGGCGCCCCAUUUACUGCUGCUCGACGUGACCGGAACAUCAGUAACGGCUAACGGUGUGCGCGGUUUCCGCUUAUCACGGCCCGGCUGUGUCGUCGUCUGCGACUACGACGAUGUUUUGGAAUCAUCCCCCAAGGACAAUGUGCAACCACCAGCUCCUCCAGAGGCACAGGCACCGGUCCCUGUCCCGUAGAGUGGUUCUUUCCACACAAGCUAAUGCGACUGCCAAGCCGACAAAAUUGCACGAAUCAUUUGCCUAGCUAUGGCCGAAUACAGUAUGCCCGUCUGAAUGAAAGCGCGCGUAACACAUAGGUUGUGUUUCGCACGGCUUCAGAUUUAUUUUUACAACCGAUUUUAAAUUUCUCCUCUGUUCCUUGCUUUUUA